AUGAGCUCAAACACGACAGUUGAUGCGUUUGGGCUGUCACCGAACGGUCAGCUAGCUCUGACAGUGACGCAGUGCAUCGUGCAAGGCAUUCUUAUCCCACUAUUUUCGACCUUUCUUUCUACCAGGUCCACUCGCUCCGCUGCCUUCACCACGUAUGUAGUAGCCAUCAACUUGCUUUGUCUGGGACAAACCGCUAUUUCAAUUAUUCAAACUGCGGAUCUACUGAAUUCGGCUCCAUUCCGAGAACCGGUAACUGCCAACUUUGCCCAGUUUGAGAUUUGCCCACUGCUGAUACCAUUGACUUUCAAGCUCUUGCUUGCUUAUGCUAGUCAUACCGUGAUAAUUGGUACUGGCGUACAGGCAUUCUUCGUAGAUCGUUGUUGGAGGAUAUUCAAGAAAAGACUGUGGCCAAUCAUACCCUUUGUGUUGCUCGCUUUGGCUGGGCUUGCCGCAGGGGUUCUCCUCGUCGUAUCCAAAUCUCGGCUUACCAUGGCAAUCCUCGCAUCCGAGGCAAGACCACAAGAUGAAGCUUUACGCGGGUCUUUGGACAACGCCGAUAAGCUACUCAGUAGAGCAGUCUCAGUCUGGGCAUUCAGUUGGUUCGUGCUAGAGUUGGGUAUGACCAUAACCAUCAUUUUCUUCCUUUAUCGAGUGCGCACAGGUUUAUCCAUGCACGAUGGUAUAUUCUCGACUAUCUGGCAGAUAUUAUGCACAUCGAUCACCCCACCAUUCAUUUUAAUGACAAUGGUCAUUGUCGAUGGAUACAUAACCCCAGGGUAUUUAGGUGUAGUAGCUAAAAUAUCAAUAGCGUCAGCAGCGAAAUUCUUCACCCUAUCCCUUAUGAUUAACCUCGUCGGCCAAGGUCGUGUUCGGGAAAAGUUCAAUCGGCUCCACCUGUCGCCUCCAAAUCUGUCGUCCAAUAGGCCUGACGGUGUUAUCAGCGAGGCUGUAUUUGCACGUGAAGUAACAUCCGCACACUCUAUCGAGAUUGAGCGUCGUAGAAGCACUUCGGAUACAGAAUCUACAAGAUUCGGUUCUUUGGAUGUCCCCCAUAAGCAUGAGCGGGAGGGAAGCGUAGAGAAGUGUCAAAUAGCGACCAUACCUCCACCUGGUGCCGAGCCCUGUCAUAGUGCUCAGCACAUCAGCUUUCUCCCGUAG
This is a messenger RNA of Rhizoctonia solani, 1158 nucleotides long. RefSeq lists its product as uncharacterized. The transcript has 12 exons. NCBI's taxonomy places the organism in Eukaryota, Fungi, Basidiomycota, Agaricomycetes, Cantharellales, Ceratobasidiaceae. The record is from RefSeq and is a predicted model, not a curated record. Bases 1 to 1158 code for a protein of 385 amino acids.